Molecule: messenger RNA, 2022 nt
Organism: Fusarium tjaetaba
Lineage: Eukaryota; Fungi; Ascomycota; Sordariomycetes; Hypocreales; Nectriaceae
Product: GTPase-activating of the rho rac family (LRG1)
Exons: 6
Coding region: 1-2022 (673 amino acids)
Source: RefSeq, a predicted model, not a curated record
AUGGACCCGCUCUCAAUCGCUACGUCUGUGGUAGGUCUGACAGCAACGUGUCUCUCGACUUGCAAAAAGCUUCAUGACCUUGCCGGCGAAUAUGAAGAUGUGCCAACCACCAUCGCUAUGAUAUGCUCCGAAUCGACUGUGAUCAGCAUGGGCCUAUCUGAGCUACAGUCUAAAAUUUUACAUCGCGACGAUCUUGCACAGGCUUGGGCAUCUCGGACAGACAUUCUAAAUGUUUUUGAGAUUGCAUUGACAGGUUGCAUGACGGUUUUUAGCUGUUUAGAGGCCGAGACACGGAAUCUCAAGCUAAAAAACCCUGGAGUUUUAGCUAAGCUCCCUGGGGUUUUUGCCAAGCUUAAGUUUAUAUGGAAUCAGGACCGGCUUAAAGAGCUCUUGGAAGCGCUGAGAGGACAACAGACAUCGAUCACAUUCCUCUUAAGUAUUCUUGAAAUGGAUACUCUUUCUAACAUCCAGAAAGACAUUCGCAAACAUACACGCCAGAUCGAGGCCACAGCAGCAGAAGCCCAAUCUCUCCAAUCCCGGAUUCCCAGCAUCAAGAUUGAAUCCGAAUCUAUAUUCAAUAAAGACGCCGCCAGACUCAGUCUUUUCGAAGCGACUUCAAAUUUCGCGCCUUCUGAACUUGACUUCCAGUUUGAUGACUUGGUCAUUAAUAGCAAUGCGUACAGGCGAGCGUUCGCCAAAGCUCAUACCGAAAAUCAGAAGUCACAUAAACAGGUCGAAGAUGAUACCGCUAAUCCUGACUCUGAUACACCCAAUAGCAUGACGUUCAGAUUGGUGACUACCUCGAAAGAUACACCACGUGGCAUCUCACAAAUAACAUUAUGUGAUACCACUGAAGCGCCAGCCGAAGAUGAAGGCUUGUAUCCUGAAAGCCAAACGGGCUCACUAGACGAAGCCACCAGGGAUGAGACGUAUCAAACUGCUCAUACGAACAGCUCUGACUUCCAAGGUCUUCUUUUCAGCCAGAACGUGUCCCAGCUUGUGUGCAACAAGUGUUCAGUCGACAUUACAGGAAGGUGUGUGUCGGCCUUGGGCAAUGCAUGGCAUCCAAACUGCUUUGUGUGUUACGAUUGUGGCGAACCAGUUGCUGGUCAUUUCUUCCCCACAAAUGAAGAGGGAAACCAGGAUAAACCUCUUUGCGAGAAGGACUACGCUCGUAGACUAGAAUCAAAGUGUUUCAAGUGCAACGGGGCACUAAUAGGGACUUACAUUACCACCUUCCGGGAAUUCGCCUUAGAGCAAAGUUAUCACCCUCAGCAUUUAUCCUGCGAUGAAUGCGGUACCGUCUUGAGUAUGGAAAGCCACCACACGUACGAGAAAAGGGUAUACUGCGAGUUACACUUUUGCCGGACCUUUGCACAUUACUGUGGUGGCUGUAAAUUUCCCCUUCUUCUUCCAAACUACUAUCUCGAGGCGGUUGACAGGGCAGGAGUGAAGAGGAAUUGGCAUCCCGAAUGCGUCAUCAUGACUCAGUACUGGGGUGUUAUGAUUCCAGUAUCGCACACAGGCCGCAAAUAUCUCAGAACUAUCCAGAGUGGUUCAAUGCAGGACCUCAUGGCCGAUAUUCGGGAACAGCAUGUUGCUUGUCUUCAACGCAUAUAUCAACUUGGAACACAUAUUCUGUCGACCUUUACGGAAAACUUUCGCCUGGCUUUGGUGUUUCGUAAAGCAGGGUACGCUGGCCACGAGUCCUUCAGAUACUGGAGAAUUAUGUUAUAUGCCGUCUCGCGCCUUUUGCAAGCAACAGCCCAGCUUUCCAAUGAUGGGAUGGAUCGUGUCUCGUGGGAUACAACUCCCACUGAGCUCGAUAACUUUUUGAAGGGACUUGAUCCCGAUAUUCCUCUUGUGUCUAAUUCUGACUACGACAGGAAGCCAACAGGUCGCGGAGUCUUUCUCAGAUGCGAGGAGUGCAACGAGAUUCUAAUCCAUGACGCCUUCGCUGAGCCUUCUGAACCCUCCAACGGCCGGAUUUAUGGAAAGUGUGGUCUUGGGGAUCAUGAAUAG